GUUUCUCAAUUUUUGCCUAAUGAAUACAUAGUUUAACUAAACACGUUUAGGUGUGAAUGGGGUAUAAGUUAUUCCAGACAUCAGGUGUAAGAUUCAUGGUGGUCCAAUGGCUCAACCUUCUAGUGACAUUAGACUUUUGUAAGUUAUUUUUAUAGUAUAUGAUUUCUGUGGAAGUCUGCAUUAAAAGUGAAAUUCAUCCUGUGCAAAAAUCAGUUAUCUGUCUGCCCAAGAAAUGUCCCCAUAUUCAAAAAAACAGCAAAAUGAAACUUAAAAAAAAGUUAGAUAUUUAAUGUGCCGCAAGAUUUCUUAUUAAUCUUUGAUACUCUAUAUAAUAAACAUGGUAUUCCCAAAAGCAGUUCUUAUUCAUGACUACCUAAGUAUAGGUAAAAGUCAACAUUUUCAAGAGGAACACCAUUGGAGGACAUAGUAAUUGAGUCAAACACAAUAAUUAGACAUUGGUUGGUGGGUUGAGAAUUAAGGAGACUAACCGAUACUGAGCUCUUUCAGUUGGUCUGUAGCACACAGUUCACAGACGUCGUACGUAAUUGGCUGUGUCAUAUGGCACUCUUACAGGAUGUGCCUAAGGGUGAGAUGAGAAGAAAUGAGGAUGUGUCUUCAUCUUCAUGAGUCUACUUCAACGAUACUAGAGGGUACUGCAGCCAUCAUCUAGGAACGUAAAGCUUUAUGGGGGUGUCCAGAGGGCAAAUAUAUAGGAACGAAAAUAAAAAUGAAGACUCAAAUCGUCAAAUCCCAUGAAGAACUUCAAAAACAACUUAAGAAAGCGGCAAUUGCGUUUGCAAAGUCUGACGACUACCACCACCUACGUCCAAAAUAUACCGUCGAGUCCGCCGAAUAUCUUCUUAGAAAGGUUGGUGUGUUCUCUGGCGACAACGAAGUGAUCCUGUCAGACACCAACGGUGGUCCUGUCACUGUUAUAGAGCUUGGCUGUGGUACUGGAUUACUGACGCUCGCCAUGGUCGCCGCACUGAGAGGCAAGGAGAACAUACGUUACAUUGCCACAGAUCCCACUAAAAGCAUGAGUGAAACUUUUGAGAAGAUGUUGCCUGAAGUAGAAUUCGUAGCAUGUAAAGCAGAGGAUUUGCCAUUCCCAGACAGCAGUGUUCGUGCCUUUGUCGCCGGUGCAAGCUUCCAUUGGUUUGCAAACCAGAAGGCCUACGAGGAACUCUACAGAGUUCUGGAGCCAUCCGGAAUGCUAGGAUACGUAUCUAACCUACCCAGUGAAAAAACUUCCGCUGACUGGGUCAAAGAAAUGUACUUCCACCUUUGGGACAGCUACAAGCGGACGGGGGCGCCAUUUGAGCACGAUUACGAAUGGAGGGAAGCUUUAUUGGCUUCCGGUCUGUUUAUAGAUUACGAAGAAGAUUUUAGUCUUGACUACCACCAAGAGGUCACUCUCGAGGAGUGUAUCCAGUGUUUUACGUCAUUUGGCGGCGUUGCCUCUGGUGGAAGUGACAACCAACGAAAUUUUUCAAACGAGCUGGCGAAAAUCCUGAAACAGCAUUUUACCGACAAAGGCGUGGAAUUUCCAGGAAUUCAACACACCACAGAGAUUUAUACCAGUCGCUCCAAGAAAACAAAAUAAAUCGAGUGGGAUCCUAUAGCUUCAUUGGUGUAACAAAAAUAAAAAAAUGUUAAGAUAAGCCAAUCGAUUUAAAGCAACAUUAAAUAAAUCGAAAAUGAUAAAUAAUUA
This is a messenger RNA of Actinia tenebrosa (Australian red waratah sea anemone), 1711 nucleotides long. RefSeq lists its product as uncharacterized. Lineage: Eukaryota; Metazoa; Cnidaria; Anthozoa; Actiniaria; Actiniidae. The record is from RefSeq and is a predicted model, not a curated record.